Messenger RNA from Colletotrichum graminicola M1.001, 1332 nucleotides. RefSeq lists its product as uncharacterized. The coding region runs from base 1 to 1332 and encodes 443 amino acids. NCBI's taxonomy places the organism in Eukaryota, Fungi, Ascomycota, Sordariomycetes, Glomerellales, Glomerellaceae. The record is from RefSeq and is a predicted model, not a curated record. The transcript has 2 exons.
AUGCUUCCCGAACCGACGUUGAGCUUCACGCUCCCCAGCCUCCACGACGACACCGUUCUGGACUGUCGUGUGUACCACUGCCACGCUUUGAGCCCUGCAGCAUCAAAUCGUUCGCCAUGGAAGCGACACGCCGCCGUCAUUGCCCAUCCAUAUGCGCCCUUGGGCGGAUCCUAUGAUGAUCCAAUUGUCGACAUCGUUGCUGCCACCCUGUUGCGACAGGGCUUUCUCGUGGGCACCUUCAAUUUCAGAGGCGCCUCGGGCUCGGCAGGACGGACCUCGUGGACAGCAAAGCCAGAACGCAGCGACUACAUGUCCUUUGUCGGCUUCAUGGUAUACUACAUGCACUUCCUCGAUCCAUUCAGCCCUUCUACUGUGCGGUUGCCGGCAGCGACUAGCACACCUUCACCUCUCGAUACACAGCCCAAACCCUCUCCAUCGCAGCAUCCGGUGCUUCUUCUUGCUGGCUACUCGUACGGGGCCAUGAUAACGACGCAGAUCCCACCGAUGGCACAAAUCCUCGCCCAGUUCAGGCUGCCUCCUGCUGGUUCCGCAGCCGCCGAUAUUCGCCUCCGCGCACAACAUCUGGCCGAGCAACAGAACUUGAUCUUGGCGAGCGCCCGAUCCGCGAGCACAAUGUCGCCGCGGAAAAGAUACUUUGGGAUGCGAGUCGGAGGCGACGAGGAUACGCAGCGGAAGAGCUACGAGGCUCGGCGGUCGGUCUCGGAAACACGGAGGUCAUUCUCCAUCGAUGCAGAAGACAAGAUCCGGCGGGGCGUCAACGAGUUGCUUGCAAAAACAAAGCGGCACCAUCACAAAGGCGUAGCCGUGACCCAGGAAAAGCUGGAGACCAUACCGUCGAACCAAGAGAUUUCGGAAGUGGUGGAAGAAGUGGCCAAUUUGACGCCGGUGCGGCCGGCAUACCUCCUCGUAUCUCCACCGCAAGGGGUCAUCACGAACUUGAUGACAAUGUCACUCCUCUCAGUAGUGCCCGGGCGAGGGUUGUUCUCCCGAGCGGGCAAGCCUCGAGAUCAAGGAGCGCCGGUUUUUACAAAUGACAACCGACAAAUGAGCGAGAGCAAACUGGUUGAAAACGAGACCCUAGCAUUGUUUGGUGACCGAGAUGGUUUCGUCCCCGUUGCCAAACUGCGGGCAUGGGUGGGGCGGCUCGAAAGCAUUGAGGGAUCACAGUUUCACGGCGAGGAGGUCCCCUCGGCAGGGCACUUUUGGACAGAAGGCAAAGUCGCCCAGGUUCUUCGGGAUAAGGUUUGCGACUUUGCGGCGAGGCUGUUACAAGAGGAUAGCGAAGAUGUGGCCAUUGAAGAAUCAAGAUAG